Messenger RNA from Kickxella alabastrina, 630 nucleotides. RefSeq lists its product as uncharacterized. The coding region runs from base 125 to 496 and encodes 123 amino acids. Lineage: Eukaryota; Fungi; Kickxellomycota; Kickxellomycetes; Kickxellales; Kickxellaceae. The transcript has a single exon. The record is from RefSeq and is a predicted model, not a curated record.
UAUAAAUGUAUUAGACAAAGUUUUCCCUCUAGAUUCUAUAAUUUCAAAAACAUAUACAUUAUUCCUACUAUAUAUAAUAUUCUAUAUCAACUCUUAUCUCACAGAAAUAUUUGAUUGCGUUAUUAUGACCAGACAUCCAUCAUACGCCCUGCGCAAAAUAAUCCCACCACCGUCGUCCGAAACCCCCAUCUGGAAACCAGGCCCCCCAACAGCGCUCCACAGGUUAAUUUGUCUAAUUACAAGCCACCCCGUAGUUCUCUUUGCCCGCCGAAAUGACUGCGCACACAGCCAACAAAUCCAACGACUUCUUCAAUCCACUUCUUCCACUUCCCACUCCACCACCGUGCAUCCCUACAGACUCGUAUACCUGGAUGACAUCCCAUUAGGCGACAUGAUUCAACGCAGACUGCAGGAUUUGACAGGACAAUGGACUGUGCCGCAUUUAUUAUCAAGGGACAGAGUGUCGGCGGGCUGGAGGCGACCAGGGAGGCGCUGAGGGUAGGCAUGGUGGAUGAGUUGGUGAUGGGUGAGUGGAUCGAUAUGGUUUAUUCUAUCAGGCCGGAUGCUCUGGUUAGAAAUGCGAGGAUAAAGGAGAAAUCACCAUUGUCAUUUGCUAUGGGUGUGCAGGAU